CUCAUGAUCAUGGUCAUGGGCACCGACACUCUGUCAUUGGCUGUGAAUACCACAGCCCUGUUAGCAGCAUUAACCCUCAUCUUCCUCUUCUUCUUCUCAACCAAUCUCGGCCGCAGGCAACCAAACCCACCACCAGGCCCAAAACCAUGGCCAAUCAUCGGAAACCUCAACCUCAUAGGCUCUCUCCCCCACCGCUCCAUCCACUCUCUCUCCCAACAAUACGGCCCUUUAAUCCAAGUCUACUAUGGUUCAGUCCCCGUCGUUGUCGCCUCCUCUGUUUCCAUGGCCAAACAACUCCUUAAAACCCACGAUCACAACUUCGCUUCUCGACCCAAAAACGCCGCAGGUAAGCAUACCUUCUUCAACUACUCCGCCAUGACCUGGUCCUCCUAUGGGCCUUACUGGCGCUUCCUCCGCAAGUUAUACCUCACUGAGCUCUUCACCCCAAAACGUCUCGAUUUGUACGAGAAAAUUCGAAUGGAAGAGAUGGGUUUGCUGCUAUGGAAAAUCUACGAUUUAUCAGGAAAAGAAAUUAGAUUAAAAACCCAUCUGUGGAAUGCUAAUCUGAGCUUUGUAAGUCGGAUUGUGAUGGGGAAGAAGUUCUCAGAUGAACCUGUUGAGGCGUUGGAGGAGCUGAAGAAGAUGUUUGAGGAAUUGUUCUUCUUAAAUGGGGUGUUGGAUAUUGGGGAUGUUUUUCCUUGGUUGGGGUUCUUGGAUUUGAAGGGGUAUGUGAAGCAGAUGAAGGAUUUGGGGAAGAGAUUUGAUGGGUUUCUGGAGAAGGUAAUUUAUGAGCACGAGAUGAGGAGAAGAGGUGUGGAGAUUUUGGUAGAAAACGAUAUGGUUGAUGUGUUGAUGCGGUUGGCUGAUGAUCCUAAUUUGGAAGUGAAGCUCGAUAGGACGGCUCUUAAGGGGAUAACGCUGGAACUAUUAGCAGGUAGCACUGAGAGUUCUAUAGUCUCAGUGGAGUGGGCUAUCUCUCUGCUCUUGAAAAACCCAGAGAUCUUUAAAAAAGCAACAGAAGAGUUGGAUAGGGUAGUUGGGAGAGAAAGAUGGGUUGAAGAGAAAGACAUCCCACACCUACCAUACAUUGAUUCCAUAAUGAAGGAGACAAUGAGAAUUCACCCAGUCUCACCACUGCUAACACCCCACCAAGCUCAAGAAGAUUGCGAGGUUGCCGGCUAUACCAUUCUAGCAGGAACCAGAGUACAUGUUAGCACAUGGACUAUAGGGAAGGAUCCAACACUGUGGGAUGCACCGCAUGAAUUCCGUCCAGAGAGGUUCAUCGGGAAAGCAAUUGAAGUGAAGGGGCGUGAUUUCGAGUUGUUGCCCUUUGGAUCAGGGAGGAGGAUGUGCCCUGGCUAUGCCCUUGGGCUAAAGAUGAUUCAAUCAUACUUGGCUAAUCUCAUACAUGGGUUCCUGUGGAAAUUGCCAGGUGAGAUGCAACCCCAAGACUUGAACAUGGAUGAAGUUUAUGGUCUUUCUGCACCUAAAAAGAUACCACUUUUCGCCAUGGCUGAGCCUCGACUUCCACCUCAUCUCUAUUGUAGUUGAAUACUAUUUCAGUUCCUAUAGACUCCUGGCCAUGUAAACU
Telopea speciosissima is the source of this 1591-nucleotide messenger RNA. Its product is annotated as trimethyltridecatetraene synthase-like. Gene Ontology annotation, molecular function: iron ion binding; oxidoreductase activity, acting on paired donors, with incorporation or reduction of molecular oxygen; heme binding. NCBI's taxonomy places the organism in Eukaryota, Viridiplantae, Streptophyta, Magnoliopsida, Proteales, Proteaceae. The transcript is spliced from 3 exons. The coding region runs from base 4 to 1551 and encodes 515 amino acids. The record is from RefSeq and is a predicted model, not a curated record.